ACUGACGUCAUAGCCAUGCGCUUUAGUAACAUCGACUGGAGAGCAGUGUUCGUUUGUUUGAGACAUUUCAGAAGUUGCUGCCAGUUUACGGUGUUUUUCUUUACGUGCUGACGGCCAACUUUUCAUAGGUACAUAGUCGACAGAAGAUAUCCGGUGGCCCAGAAUGAAAUUAUGUUCGGCGUUAGGGGUAUGGAUGUUUUUUAACGUAGCAGCUGCGAUGGAGCCCAUCAGUACAAGCAUAGCUGUGGGCAUGGCAGCAGCUCUCACUGGCUUUCUUGCCAGCUAUCCAAACUUGAUUUACUAUUUCCAUGAAUGCUGUCGGCCAGAGUGGAUCUCCUUGAAUAAGACACAUCUGGAGGUGGCCUUGAACAAGGAGCUCUUUGGCCAGCAUGUGGCAUCCCGGGUAGUCCUGAAAACAGUGACCGGAUACAUGCAAAACCCGAACCCCAAGAAACCCCUGGUCCUCUCUCUGCAUGGCUGGACAGGCACCGGAAAGAACUUGAUGAGCCAGUUGAUUGCUGAGAGCAUCUACCACAAGGGCAUGGAGAGCGGAUUUGUGCAUCUGUUCACAGCCACGGCACACUUCCAACACCAGAAGCAUCUGGAAACGUACAAAGAGCAGCUACAGAUGUGGGUUAAAGGGAACGUCACAAAGUGUCCACGCUCCAUGUUUAUUUUUGAUGAGAUGGACAAAAUGCAACCUGGCCUGAUCGACAGCAUCAAGCCAUACCUGGACUACUACGAUAAUCUGGAUGGGGUUUCUUAUAGGCAGGCCAUCUUCAUUUUUCUCAGUAAUGCAGGGGGGGAGAAGAUCGCAGAGGUGGCCCUGAACUUCUGGAACGCGGGUCAGGAGCGAGAGGAGAUCGAGCUGAAGGAUUUGGAGAUGGCAAUCACCCUCUCGGUCUUCAACAACAAACAGAGCGGUUUCUGGCAUGCCACUUUGAUUGACAAGCACCUGGUGGACGUCUAUGUGCCUUUCCUGCCUCUGGAGCAAAAGCACGUGGUUCAGUGUGGCCUUGCUGAGAUGGUCGCCAGGAAAAUGAAGCCAGACAAGGAAGUGGUGGAGCGCAUGGCCCAAGAUCUUAACUAUUUCCCCAAAGAGCAUCGCCUCUUUGCCACUCAGGGCUGCAAGGUGAUCUCCAGCCGACUGGAUUAUUACAUUUAAUGCCUACAGACUGGGAGGAGUUCAUUUUAAGAAGCGACUUCUUAUCUGAAGAGGAGGUGGUGGGGCAUAUUGUCCCUUCUCCCAGUCACACUGCUCCUGUACUGGAUGUUGGGCGCUUAAUGACUGGACAAAGAAAUAUUUUAAAAUAUUUUAACUGCAACACUUUCUUUCAGUAAUUGGAAUGCAAGGUGUUGGUCCAGAGGGAAUGUAUGUGUGUAUAUGACGAGUAAGUGAGCGUGAAGGUGCCUCUGAAUACCGACUGAAUUGCCAGGGAAAGAACUUGAUUAUAAAAAAUCACACACCUCUGCCAUCACAGUGACUUUGAACAGAGCAUCAGUGGAAGGGUGUGUUCGUUGCACUAAAUGUUCAAAUAACUGUGAUAUUUCUUAGAUUUACACUAAAACUACAUACCCAAUUCAUCUUUUGAUCGACUGAUUAAAAUGGGUUGGUUAUAAGAAGAUUGCCUUUUACCCUGUUUUUUUGUCUUAUUUGGCUUAAACUGUUCUCUGGCAGGUGCGUGUUCCUUGUUUAGCCUUGGUGCCAAGUUAUUACUACAUGAACCAAGAGUGUGUUACACAUGCAGAGCUCUACUUCCAACCUCUGAAGGACUCAACUCAGAUCAUGUUGGAAAACAAGGUGUGCUGUUAAGCCCUCUGGCUGAAAUGAUUAUGAUUUUCAUCAUGAACCACCCAAAUAUAUAAUCAGAUACCGGUAAGGAGAGGGGAUAGAACGAGUUUCAUGAGAAUCAUGGUACCUGUGCAUUACAAUAUACAGCAGAAGUGAGUAGACCCAUGUGCAAUAUCAACGCAAUGUGAAAUGAUUCAAAACUGUACCCCCUCUCAAUCAUUGCAUUAUUUCUAAGUUGAUAAGCUUAGUAUUUCCUCUUACGACGAAUCAAAAACAAAUACUUAAAA
Molecule: messenger RNA, 2079 nt
Organism: Clupea harengus (Atlantic herring)
Lineage: Eukaryota; Metazoa; Chordata; Actinopteri; Clupeiformes; Clupeidae
Gene: tor1
Product: torsin family 1
Biological process (GO): protein localization to nucleus; nuclear membrane organization
Cellular component (GO): nuclear envelope; endoplasmic reticulum lumen; endoplasmic reticulum
Molecular function (GO): kinesin binding; ATP hydrolysis activity; ATP binding
Source: RefSeq, a predicted model, not a curated record